UUCAGAUGCUACUCAAUGAAACAGACGGUGCGCCCGGACUCCUCUGACAGCGAAUGGAAAAUCACACCCGCUUCAACUUCACUACGUCCAGUCACCAACUCUCUUAUAUCUUGCCCGUGAUUGAGCUUAUUUACAAGCGCCAGAAACGGACUGAAUAGAGUUUCGUGCAUAUUUACAAGGGCUUUACUCAAAUCAUCACGGACAAGAAAAGACGCGCGCUGUGUUUUUGCUCACCAACGGGACGCUCGCGCUCAAACAUCCACAUACGCUCGUAGCCGGUUAUCCAGCCGCGUUUGCGCACACUCCGCUGGCUGCUUCAAGGCUUCAUAACAGCAACCGACCCUGCCAAAGCAGUCUUUAAAACCCCGUGAAACUCGGCGGACAGGACAGGACGAGCGGACGCAAGCACGAUGCAGCAUCCCCUGACGGGCGGAACGUGCGUCGCCCUGCCAAACGUGGACAUGUGUCCUCAGCUCUCCUGUGCCUUGACUUUCAUGUACUUACAGCAGGGUAAUCAAGACGCCCCAGCACCCCCAGAAACCAUGGCCCAGCCUUACCCAUCGGCCCAGUUCGCUCCCCCUCAGAACGGCAUUCCUGCUGAGUACACGCCGUCCCACCCUCACCCGACUCCAGACUACUCGGGCCAGACCCCCGUGGCAGAGCACACGCUGAACAUGUACCCCCCUGCCCAGACGCACAGUGAGCCCAGCGGACCAGACAGCAGCAUACAGGCGGUCUCCGGCACAGCCACACAGACAGACGAUUCAGCACAGACAGACAGCCAACAGCAAACACAGUCAUCUGAAAACACAGAAAACAAAACGCAGCCCAAGAGGCUCCACGUCUCCAACAUCCCCUUCAGGUUCAGAGAUCCAGACCUCAGGCAAAUGUUUGGCCAAUUUGGUAAAAUCUUAGAUGUUGAAAUCAUAUUUAAUGAAAGAGGAUCAAAGGGUUUUGGUUUCGUAACUUUCGAAAAUAGUGCCGAUGCGGACAGGGCCAGAGAGAAAUUACACGGCACGGUGGUAGAAGGUCGUAAAAUAGAGGUUAACAAUGCAACAGCACGGGUAAUGACGAAUAAAAAGACCAUCAACCCAUAUGCAAACGGGUGGAAGUUGAAUCCAGUCAUGGGUGCAGUCUACAGCCCAGAAUUCUAUGCAGUGCCAGGCUUCCCAUACCCAGCAGCCACGGCGGCAGCGGCGGCGGCGGCGUACAGAGGGGCACACUUAAGAGGAAGGGGGCGCACCGUCUACAAUACGUUCCGGGCAGCUGCGCCUCCCCCACACAUCCCAGCCUAUGGGGGUGUUGUUUACCAGGACGGAUUUUAUGGUGCAGAUAUUUAUGGUGGUUACGCUGCCUACCGAUACACUCAGCCUGCUACUGCUACCGCCGCUGCCUACAGUGACAGUUACGGACGAGUUUAUGCUGCCGACCCCUACAACCACGCACUUGCUCCAGCAGCCGCAUACAGCGUUGGUGCCAUGAAUGCUUUCGCUCCCUUGACUGAUGCCAAGACCAGAAGCCACGCCGACGAUGUGGGUCUCGUUCUUUCUUCUUUGCAGGCUAGUAUAUACCGAGGUGGAUACAGUCGUUUCGCGCCAUACUAAAAAAAAAAAAAACCUUUCAAAACCUAUUGAGAAUCUUCCUGUGGGGGUAACGGAGGAGUAAUUCAGAGGCCUGGGUAUUGCAAUACAUGCAGUAGUGCAUCAUUUUAGCAUCUCUUAAGAGAGAGAAGACAAAAACGGAUAUUUUUCAUCUUAUACCUCAGAUAUUUUGUGCUGUGUAUUUUAAUAUUGUGGGUUUUUAAUUUCUAAAGAUUACAUAGAUUGUUGGCUGUAGAGGUUUCUGUGGUGAUCUAGA
This is a messenger RNA of Sinocyclocheilus rhinocerous, 1857 nucleotides long. RefSeq names its product RNA binding fox-1 homolog 1 (gene rbfox1). Gene Ontology annotation, biological process: nervous system development; regulation of alternative mRNA splicing, via spliceosome. Lineage: Eukaryota; Metazoa; Chordata; Actinopteri; Cypriniformes; Cyprinidae. Gene Ontology annotation, cellular component: nucleus; cytoplasm. Gene Ontology annotation, molecular function: mRNA binding. The coding region runs from base 411 to 1604 and encodes 397 amino acids. The record is from RefSeq and is a predicted model, not a curated record. The transcript is spliced from 12 exons.